CGUUAUUCACGCGAUACACUUUUUUCUUUUCGCAUUAUCUCAUACUUCAUCUGUAGGAAUUGCUGAGUGAGAAGGGCAUAUUUUAUUUACUGCUUGUCAGCGAUAAUAAGCCUGAUGAGGUGGUCAGUUUGUUGCAAGUGGAAGGUUUCAACGCGCACAUAUGUCUCCAACGCUUGGCCGGUCGAGAAAAGCAAUUGAUUGUCAAAGUAACGCGGCGAACUUGAGAUGACUGUACACUAGAAGACACUGUAAUUUUUGCAUACCAACACGUAACUAGCAUCCAAACAUCACAUGAAGUGACAAUUGGUCGCACUUUUCUUUUUUUCUUAUUUGGGACAGUGCUGAGCUCUUUUCUCUCUUCAACGUUAAGUUUCCCUAUGGUAUUACACAGAUACCUAACUAUUUUGGCUGCAACAGCACUGGUGUCUGCUAUUUCUCUGGAUGAUGCGGUUUCUAAACUACACUUGGCACUAGGUGACACCAUCGGUAAAGAAUACCACCAUGCCCACUUGAUCGACGACAUUCCUCGUGUUGACGACAUCAAGCAUUGGACAUUGUCAGUGACAAACAAGGCUCUGAACGAGAAUCACCAAGAAUUCAGCGCAAACAGCUUGAAGGACUCUCACACGUUGACGGGUCUUGCUCAACUCUUCCGCACUGCGCCGCCUGCUAACACCGACGACAGCUUUAGUGCCAAGUCACAAGACGACGUUCUUUGGACGAAGAAAUGCAAAGAGAAAGGUGCACUUGCGAUUCUCGACUCGGUUUAUGAUGCUUCUCUGAAGGUAGAGGAUUUUAACUCUAGUGGUGUUUUUUACGCUCACUAUACGCCUACGCCUGCACGUAAGAACCUUUUUCAACCUAUCACGCAAGCUGCCGUUUAUGGAUCGUCUAUCGUGGCAAGCUCUGCUCACUCCGCCGGCGUGUCAAACACUUGGUUACCAGUAUGCGAUACUGAUCCAGCCUACGUGAACGCUGCUGAUCGGCUCAUCUUUUUCAACACCUUGGCGGCCGGUCUCCAAGCUCUAUCGCCUGACUUGUACAAUGCAUACACCAAUGCAGAUGAGGAAGCCAAAGGCAAAGUCAUCGAUUAUGUAUCUCGGCUCUCCAUCCAACUUCAUAUGCUUCAGUCCAUUGCCAAAGCAGCUCACCUUGAUCCGACCGACGAUGCGGUUAAGACCAUGAUCUAUUUAUGUACCCUCGGAGAUGAAGCAACCACCACUCUGUCUCAGACAGCCAAACAAAUCGGCGAAGCGGUCGGUAGCAAACUACCCAACGUUAUCCCUCGAAAAGUACUAGAUAGUAUUAAUCGCAAGGUGGCGAAUGAACUGAUUGAACGAAGCGUCAAGGAAGAAAACGGCAAGGUCGUCAAGCUUGGCCAAAAAAUCCCAGGUUUUCGCAAUAUUUUUGAUUUUGUCGUAGAUGCCUCAAGCACGUGGAGCAUCGGCAAAGUCGCUAAAAUCGCAUUCUGCCCACUCCCUGGUGGCAACAACCCAUUGCCUAUCGAAAAGCCAUUGCAAGUCAAGAGUGAACAGACGAAGCAAGAGCUAUGAGCCCUCCAGUACUGACAUUGUGUAUAUAUUAUCUUAACUUGUCCCAUCAUUUAGCAACCACCUUUUUGCAUUUGCCAAUGACGCCUCCGCAUAUCAAUACAGUAUGAUAUAAUCGUUUCCCUUGCCCCACAAUAAACUAAAUGUUUAAUUGACAACAAACC
This is a messenger RNA of Umbelopsis ramanniana AG, 1714 nucleotides long. RefSeq lists its product as uncharacterized. The record is from RefSeq and is a predicted model, not a curated record. The transcript has a single exon. NCBI's taxonomy places the organism in Eukaryota, Fungi, Mucoromycota, Umbelopsidomycetes, Umbelopsidales, Umbelopsidaceae. The coding region runs from base 378 to 1553 and encodes 391 amino acids.